Messenger RNA from Zingiber officinale, 783 nucleotides. RefSeq lists its product as uncharacterized. Lineage: Eukaryota; Viridiplantae; Streptophyta; Magnoliopsida; Zingiberales; Zingiberaceae. Bases 165 to 596 code for a protein of 143 amino acids. Gene Ontology annotation, cellular component: nucleus. The record is from RefSeq and is a predicted model, not a curated record. The transcript has a single exon.
CGGACGGCCCUCAAAUGGCGGGCGCUGCCAAUGGAAAUCCCUCCCCUGCGUUGACUUCACACCGUGUUUCUGUCACCUUGUUUAAUUUUGGAAGUUGAAUCGUAAUAAAGCAACGCCCAAUCCAACCGCCAUUAUUGGCUUCGUCAAAUCUCGAACCGCCGCCCAUGACGCCUCCUCCUCCGAGGGCGGCCGCGGCCGACCGCCGCUGGCCGUCGGUCGACGACGACUCGCGCAAGAUACACAAGAGCAGCAAGCGGAAGCCGCCGGUAGUCAUCUACAUGGUCUCGCCCGAGGUCAUCCACGUGGAGGCCAGCGAGUUCAUGGCCCUGGUUCAGCGCCUCACCGGCCCCCGCGCCGCAGCCGGCGACGGCCCGUCCGCCAGCGUCAGCCGCCAGGUGUUGCCACUGAGGGUCAAAGCGGUGAGGGAGUUGACCCGGAGGCCUCCGACGGCUGCGCAGACGCCGGUCACCUCUUCCGGCGGCUCCGAAACGCUCUUCUUCCACGACUUGAGUCCGCCGUCGACCUACGCGGUGCGGAAGGAUGAGCAGAUGGCGACGCCGCAUGGUUGGUUGCAACACGGGGAGUCCUCCUCGUGAACCGGCGGUCGGACCCGACCGGCGGAGGGCCAUUGAUGGCAUUAGUGGCGGUGCAUCAACAUUUAGAUUUCUAGAUUUCUGUUCAAUUAAUUCUCCUGUUAAUUAAUUUCCUUCCACUAGUUUGUGAAUCUGCUCGUGGCUUUAUUUCGCGUGUAAAUAUUCAAAUCAAAUGAUCUUCUUUUGUGGU